Molecule: messenger RNA, 2448 nt
Organism: Penicillium cosmopolitanum
Lineage: Eukaryota; Fungi; Ascomycota; Eurotiomycetes; Eurotiales; Aspergillaceae
Exons: 3
Coding region: 1-2448 (815 amino acids)
Source: RefSeq, a predicted model, not a curated record
AUGGCCUGCGAUCGCCUGAUAGAAUGCAAAGGUGAUAAAUCGUCUUAUAUCAAGCACCUAGAAUUACGCAUUAUUGAAUUAGAUAAUGCCUAUUCGCCGUCUUCUCCUGAAGCCCAGAGGCCUUGUACAGUCUGCCAGAAUCCUUCUCACUACAUACAGGGCGUUGAAACACAGGUUUCUGCUGAUGAUUUUGAUCAUCAACAGAGAAUCCCUGAGAGUUCACUCCAAAUAUUCUUCUACGAACCACGAAACAAGUGUGAGUUGCCAGUCACAGCAGGGACUCCUUUGCCGACGAAAGCCACAACACGUGAAUUGCAUCGUUUGUCCUCAUUCGCAUCUUUUAUCAGUAUUCUCCCUGAAUCAGAUGACUGGAAAAGAUGGACAGCCAUUGGUGAAUUAAAUCGAAAGGAGAUUGUUCAUCAGUUGGUAUCCGGGCCAACCCUACCAGAACAUACGUUCUUAUCGACAUCAGCCCUUACGACUCCAGAGUUGUCGAUCCUACUUGAUUACAGCAAGUGCAUACCGAGAGAAGAGAUGGAUACUACGGCUUUGGCAUGCUUUCAAGAACUCAUAUUCUGUUCAAUGUGCGCAGUGGCUCUGGAGGUCGCCCCUAAAGAACAUGUCUUUCAAGCUAUGCGGUCGAUUUUCCGGUCUCAUGCUACAGAAAAAAGCCUAAGGGGCCGGAUUCGUGGUGCGAAAUGGGCAAAUAGGGUCAUUGACAUCUUGUCUGGCACUACAUGGGGCUUGUGUAGUUGGGAUAUCAUCUAUAAUGUCAAACAUCGGGUCAACUUUUUUAGUCAAUUCAAUGACUACUCUAUCGAUCCCUAUGACUUGAAGGCAAAGCUGAAAAAAAGAUUCUAUCCAAAGGAUCAACAAGUGAUAACAAUUCCUUUCGCAAUUCCUUCUAUUAUACGAACUAUCUAUAGAAAUCGUAUAUCCACCACCAGCAAGCUUUUCAUAUUUCCCCAGCUAAUCUUCAAAGUCGACCAUCUUGAAACACCCAAUGAAUCAAUUCGUACGGUCUCUAAUUCGCCACUAAGCUUAACAAUCGAUGGUGCUUCUCAAGAGCACUCUCCAUCCAGCCCCAUGGAAUGUUCUCCCGGCACAACAAACAACGAAGAAACAAUGGAUUGUAUGGUCAGCGACAAGACCUGUCCCCUGGAAAGUAAUGUUUGUCAGCAAAAUGUGAUUUGCGAUUCUGAGCAAUUUCUUGAUCGCGAAUUAUCUUACGUGCCGACGUCUGGUCAUCACUCCAGCCCUGUCAGUCAGCACCAAGACAGAGAACUCGAGUCGUAUAAUUUCACCCCAACCACACUGCAAUCUUUACCAGGAAACCAACAUGAUGGUAGUGAUCAUAUCCUGCCACCAACUGAACCCGACCGGUGGACCACCCCGAGUUUAGUUUGGGACGUCCCAGGCAAUUUGAACCCGCUGCAACACGAACCAUUACCCUCGAGUCUCUGGGAUCAAGUUUGGUCUUGGAGAGACGAUGGGAACGACAGCAUGCAACUGGGAAACUACUCUGAUCCACCACAGCUGACGACAUCGGCUCAGUUUAUCCCACCGCAAGGCAAUUUGAACCCGCUGCAACACGAACCAUUACCCUCGAGUCUCUGGGAUCAAGUUUGGUCUUGGAGAGACGAUGGGAACGACAGCAUGCAACUGGGAAACUACUCUGAUCCACCACAGCUGACGACAUCGGCUCAGUUUAUCCCACCGCAAGGCAAUUUGAACCCGCUGCAACACGAACCAUUACCCUCGAGUCUCUGGGAUCAAGUUUGGUCUUGGAGAGACGAUGGGAACGACAGCAUGCAACUGGGAAACUACUCUGAUCCACCACAGCUGACGACAUCGGCUCAGUUUAUCCCACCGCAAGGCAAUUUGAACCCGCUGCAACACGAACCAUCACCCUCGAAUCUCUGGGAUCAAGUUUUUGGUUUCACAAAUGAUAGAAAUGAUGGCAUACGACAACAUGGAAGCCCCAGUAUAGAUCCAAUCUUCAGCUUCAGUCUUGACGUAUUGCAAAGCAGCCCUCGCCUGCCACGAUCAACUGACUCGGGUGAACUCUGGAACAUGCAAUCACAAAGCCACCCCAACCUGCGGCAACGCGGAACCCCAUCGUCGAGCCUCUGGGGCCAGGUUUGGCGUUGGACAAAUGGCGAAAGUGACAGUAUAGGGCAACAGGAAAACUAUAACCAACCACUUUUGGCCACCUCAAGUCAAGCUGACGGUCAUAUGCUACAAGGGAAUUUUGACCCAAUACCACCGACCGACCAUAGGCAAGUACACCAUCAGGGCAACCCUAUGCUGCAGCAAGGUCUCUUAGGUAAUCACUCGUCACCAUCCACUUUUCCCAAAGACUUGUAUAAUCGCCAAGCUGCAGGAUAUUCGGACGCAGCCUACCAGAAUCCCUUUUGGGCUGCGAAGAGUCCGGUUUUAGUAAUAUGA